Molecule: messenger RNA, 492 nt
Organism: Striga hermonthica
Lineage: Eukaryota; Viridiplantae; Streptophyta; Magnoliopsida; Lamiales; Orobanchaceae
Source: the annotation of a GenBank genome assembly
AUGGAGCAUUUUGGGGCAGGAGGAAGCUGGGGAAUGAUCCCCAACAUGGAGCCCCACAGUAACCCCGCUACUCCCCCCAAUCAAGACCAUCUAUUUCUCCCACAACAACAGCAGCCCCAAUUCAAUCACCACCAACAACAAUUUCAACAGCAAUUCAAUCCGCAGCCGCCGCAAUCGCAGCCGCAGCCGCGUUUUCAAAAUCAACCGCCGCCGCCGGCGACACAGCAGCAGCAUCAGCACCAGUCUCUGGCCUCUCACUUUCAUCUCCUCCAUCUGGUCGAGAAUUUGGCCGAUGUGACUGAAAAUGGGACGAGGGAUCAGCAAGCGGAUGCGCUGGUUGCCGAGUUGAACACACAGUUCGAAAAGUGCCAGCAGCUGUUGAACUCCAUAGGGGGAACGAUUAAGGCCAAAUCCACGACUGUUGGGGAGCAAAAGCGCAAGCUGGAGGAAACUGAAAACUUACUGGCUCAAAGGAGGUUUGCACUUUUAUAA